CGUCAGUGAGUCUGCAGAGAAACGACAUGUGACACGUGUGUGCCAAAACCCUGCAGCACACCGAUGCAGUGGCAGCAGAUUCACACCAGAGUGUGAUCUGUUCCCAGUGUUUUUAUACACAGUCUAUGGUGGUGACCAUGCUGAGUCUGAACCUUCACCUGGAUCCAUGAAGACUGGAGGGAGAGAAAAACCUGUCAGUCAGCUGACCCCCGAUCAGCCAAUCAGAAGAGUUGCCGUGUUGUAAAUAAAGAGUAGUCGGUGGUGAAACAAGCAGCAGAGAGAGAGAGAGAGGAAGCAGCAGGUUGAUCAUGGUGCAGACAGCAGACAGUGAUAUGAGUGGAGCUGCCAUGAGGAGCAGCGUCAGCAGACAGGACAGCCCUGCAGGACUGUGGGACUCUGUGAAGAAAGCUGCCUUUGUCAUCGGAUCUGGAAUCUUAUUCUUGGCUGCGUUCGGCAACUCGCUGACAUGGCAUCUUCAGAGAUUCUGGGGAGCUUCAGGCGAUUUCUGGCAGAACAUGUGGACCCAGCUGUACGUGGCCUUUGAGGGUCACGACGCUGCUCUCUUCUUCUUUGGGACGAUGUUCAUCCCCACUGUGGCGUUCUGGGUCCCGAAUGCUCUGCUGCUGUUGGCGGACACGACCGGUAAACCGUCCUUCAUCACUCGCUACCGCAUCCAGAUGGAGAAGAAUAACCCGGUGGAUCCAGCAAAGCUUCGUCAUGCAAUGAAGACCAUCGCCUUCAACCAGUUCCUCAUCUCGGCGCCCAUGGUGGUGGUGGCUUACUUCCUGAUGAGCUGGAGAGGAAACCCCUGUGGCCCCGAGCUGCCCACCUUCCACUGGGCCCUGAUGCAAAUGGCCAUCUUCUCCCUCAUAGAGGAACUUAUGUUCUACUACUCACACAGGCUCUUCCACCAUCCUAGCCUCUACAAGCACUACCACAAACAGCACCACGAGUGGACCGCUCCCAUCGGCAUCGUCUGCAUUUACGCCCAUCCCCUGGAGCACGUGAUCGCUAACAUGCUGCCGGUGGUGCUCGGACCCAUGAUCCUGGGCUCCCAUGUGACCACCACCUCCCUCUGGUACUGCCUGGUCCUGUUGAGCACCACUAUCUCCCACUGCGGAUACCACCUCCCCUUCCUGCCCUCCCCGGAGUUCCACGACUUCCACCACCUCAAGUUCAACCAGAAUUUCGGCGUGCUCGGUGUGCUGGACCGGCUCCACGGCACUGACAGCAAAUUCCGGCAGACCAAGCAGUACGAACGCCACAUCGUGCUCGCCAGCCUCACCCCGCUGAACGAGAGCGUCCCUGACUCCCCCAAGAAGGCUCAGUGAUGACCCGCGACCCCCUGACCUCAGGCCUUACCAAGUUUGAGAAUGUCACCGCGACACGUGGAGAUAAAACUUCCAAAUUAAUCAUAAAACGACGAUUACGAUUUUUAUCCAGAAAAGCUGUUGAUCACACCUUGGUUAUCUGUGGUUUUAUUUUUACAAGAUGAAAUAUUGUUUUUGCACUUAAUCGGAUGUGCAGGUUUCAUGCUGAAGUUCAGCCUCCUCUGUGGAUGUGACAGUUUGAAAGCCUCUCGUGAUUGGUUCACUGUCAGUGAUGUCACAGAGAAGUCAGCAGUUCAGGCUUAUCUGUAACAUCCAAUGAGUGUAAAAGUUUGAAGAAGCUCUUAAUAGAUGAAGUUAUACAUGAUUAAAAUACAACGUUGGAUUUGUAUAGCGCCAAAUCAUAACAUACAGUAUCUCAAGGCACUUUAAAUGUUUAGGACUCACAAAUUUUAAAUUUGCUUUUACGGGACAGUUCCUUUUUCAGGUAGAAAGAAUAAUUAAGUGAUGAGUGAAAACAAUUGAUUUCACUUUAAUUUGACCUUGUACUGAAACACGCAGUUUUUAGCCGGUCCCUCCCUCCAUGUUUAAACUAAACUUCGACGUAUUUAAAAUAUAGUCAGAAGAAAAGCUUUCUAUCAUUCCUGAUUAACGACAGUGCUACACCUAACACGUUUGAAUGUAUAAAUAAUUUCGGCAGAAAAAGAUUCUGGUUUUAACGUUAAGUAAAACUCUGUUGUGGUGAUAAAACGGAUCAUAAAUCUCUUGUAGUAUUUUAAGUCUGGUUUAGUAACAGCUCACCAGUUUAGACUCAUGUUCACUUGCUGCUCAGACAGGGUUUGGGUUCUUGCACUUUUCUUUUCCGUGGGACUUAAACAUACUCCUGAAUGUUAAAUGUGUCUUGAUGUAUUACAGAGGAGCUAAUAUUUGUAUUACAAGGACUGAAUGUUGGGAAUAAAUGUUUAAUUAAUAAAAAAAUAAUGAUGUUC
Hippoglossus stenolepis (Pacific halibut) is the source of this 2317-nucleotide messenger RNA. RefSeq names its product fatty acid hydroxylase domain containing 2 (gene faxdc2). Gene Ontology annotation, biological process: sterol biosynthetic process. The transcript is spliced from 10 exons. The record is from RefSeq and is a predicted model, not a curated record. Bases 309 to 1331 code for a protein of 340 amino acids. Gene Ontology annotation, molecular function: iron ion binding; C-4 methylsterol oxidase activity. Lineage: Eukaryota; Metazoa; Chordata; Actinopteri; Pleuronectiformes; Pleuronectidae.